This is a messenger RNA of Saitoella complicata NRRL Y-17804, 520 nucleotides long. RefSeq lists its product as uncharacterized. NCBI's taxonomy places the organism in Eukaryota, Fungi, Ascomycota, Saitoellomycetes, Saitoellales, Saitoellaceae. The record is from RefSeq and is a predicted model, not a curated record. Bases 107 to 508 code for a protein of 133 amino acids. The transcript is spliced from 3 exons.
CUGUGAAUGAACGUCACUGCUGACAAUCAAUCCCCGUCACUUCUGACCGCUGCCUGGGUCUUGCAACACAGCCCAACUCCCAAGAAAUCAAACGACCUUGGCCGGCAUGUCCACGUACGACGUUGAAGUCAUCAGCGACAUCGAGUCUGAAGAUAACAGCACAGUCCCCUCUGCGGUCAACGUCCAGCCCAUUAUUCCGGCUAGUCCUCAAGAGCCCUCCACCAACUCCGUCCUCUCCAAGAUCGUCGACGCCCUGAUCCAAGAUCUCGAUGCUCACCAGCAGCUCGAAGCUCAGCGCCUCACUAUGGAGCGCGGGCAGGAUCAAGAUGAUAGGUGUGAGCGUGAGAAGAGGGAUGUUGCCCAGAGGGAGGUGAGGGAUUCUGAGUUGGCGCUCAGGGAGAAACGUGAGAGCGGGUACAAGGAUUUCUAUCGUCAACGUGCCGAGAAACACCAGGCGACUAUCGCCAAACUCGCUUCGAUUGCGGAGAUUUUGGCUAGGAAGGCGUAAGCUCAGACAUGA